AUGACAUCUAAAACUUGUCCUAUUACCUGCCUUCCUGUACCCGCUGGCCAAAGUCCGCCGCCGCGGCAGGAGAUCACGGCUUGGUGUAGCAAGGCUGAUAACGCGAUCCAGGUGUCACUAUUCAUACAAGCUCUGAACAUCUUCCAAGCCAUUGACCCAUCUGACAAAUAUCCCACUACCAAGUGGGCCUACGUCGCCCUUUUCGAGCAGUUGCUCAGCGGGAUCAUGACAGACCAGAUCCUCCCCACUAUUGCGAAUAAGAUCGUGCACGACGUAUGGGCCUUGGAAAUUCGGCGUUGGCGCCUGCCUUACUGGGACUGGGCCACGCCCCAGGACUACAUCAAAUCAUGCGGAGUGCCCGAGAUCGUCCUGCAAAGAUUAUCGAAUCCCUUGUAUAAGUUCACAGCUGCAGUCAUUAGUAAAUUCAAGGGAGCUUCACCUACCAUGGGCGAUUCAACAGCGUUUGGCAAGUGGGCAGUCCUGGGUGAUGAUCCGUUCUCUGCUUGCUCGGGAACCAGCCGGUAUGGGAUCACCAACAAUGACACUCCGACACCGCAAGAAGCUUUGGGCGUUGAGAACAACGGCUCAGUUGCCAACGCUCUCGACAUACCUCAAUGGGUUAAGAUGGAGUUGAAAACUGGGAAAAACCUAGAUCCCAACAUGAAAGGCUCUCUUCAAGACCAGGUCCAUCGCCUCUUGACUCAGGGGUACUUCUCAAACUAUGCGACUUUUGCUACUACUGAAUAUGGUGACAACGAUCUCAAACCCCCUCCUGCUACCGGUUGGUUGUCUAUCGAAUUCCUCCACAACUGCGUUCACGUCUGGACCGGUGGAGCAGAGCCUAGCCCAGGCAUAGGGCACAUGUCUGACAUCGGUGUUGCCGCGUUCGAUCCUAUUUUCUGGCUGCACCAUUGCAACGUUGACCGGCAACUGGCAAUCUUCCAGGCACUCAACCUGACGCAUUGGUUCGACGGUGGAUCCCCAACAAAAGAUGAGACAGCAGACGGUCCUCUGCACCCCUUUCAUUCUGAUACAAACGCCACCCUCGUUACCUCGAACGUCUUGAGGAAUAUCACGAGUUACGGCUAUACGUACGAUGAUCUCAACGUUCCCGUUCAAGAUCUGAAGCAAGCCAUCAACGAGAAGUAUGGGAGUCUUCGAAAGCAUCUCAAAGCGAACCCUGAUGUUGGUGGAAGGACGAAUGACUACCUCAUCAACGUCCGAUAUGACCGAUUCGCCUUGAAUGGACGGAGAUACGCCGUCCAUUUCUUCCUGAAAGGAGAUAUCCCCAGCGAGCCUUCCGAAUACAGGGCGUCGCCAAGUCAUAUUGGCAGCAUUCACACGUUCUCAACCGAGUACUGGACUGCUGGCAACAAGAACGGGGUGGACUGUCAGAACUGCCAGAGCCAGCAGGAAAGGAGAGUCAAGGCAAAGGCGCAGAUUCCAAUCACCUUGGAGCUGUUGUUCCGCGCCGUGAGCCUCGAUAAUGCGUGGUCGGAUCUGAACUAUCUCGAAGCCGAACAUAUUCAGCAGUACCUCGAGCAGCACCUGAAAUGGGUUGUGGUUGCCGUGCCUGGAGAAGUUAUCCCAACGGAUAACUUCCCUGGUCUCAAGGUCGUGGUUCACGCAGGCAAGGGCCACCACCCGGAGGACACGACUCAACCGUCCAGGUUCCACAGCUACAGGCCCAUGUGGAGCGUCACGCAUGGCAAGGCCGGUGGAGCGUGCCGCGAGGACGGUAUUGUGCACGCCGAGGAGCUUCAAGGCUAGAUCCAGGCAUCCCGGAAGACGUCGUUCCGGAACGGAUGUCUCUCGGUAGGGAUCCACUAUACCGUCGGGAGCCGGAGCGGCU
Molecule: messenger RNA, 1852 nt
Organism: Colletotrichum godetiae
Lineage: Eukaryota; Fungi; Ascomycota; Sordariomycetes; Glomerellales; Glomerellaceae
Exons: 6
Coding region: 1-1770 (589 amino acids)
Molecular function (GO): oxidoreductase activity
Source: RefSeq, a predicted model, not a curated record